CCUGCCUACAGUGCCCCGCCACCCUUAGCGCCACUCAGCGGGCCAGCUCUCGGCUCCCCGCGGGCCCAGGAGAGCUGGAGGGAGGGCCCGGGGAGGAGCCGGACGCGCCGGGGCGGAGCCCAGGCCUCAUGGCCCCGCCUUCUAGUGGGUGGGGCGGGACGAGCCAUGCGCACGUGAUGCAGACUGCGCCUGCGUCGCGGGCCCCACGCCUUUACUGAGUUCCGGGACAGGUUUGUGCCCAGCUCUCUUUGAGAUGCAUCCGCCUCACCUAGAACCAGUGCAGAAAGACCCCAGCUCUGGGUGGAGGUGGGUAGCCUCUAUACUCGCUCCCGGGCUGGAGGAGAUCCGGUGCCCCUCUCCCGAUAAAGGGCAGUCCUAGACUGUCUCACAGGACAAGAGCUGCGGCCUCUGCCACCGUGCCAAUUCUUCCAAGAAGAAGCUUAGCUUGCUCUCGAAGUGGCUCUUGAAGGUGUUUACUGGAUUGUGCAGUUAUCACCCAUCGCCCAUUCUUGGAACAGUUGACAAGCUGCCAACUCAGACGGAAGGCCAGCAGCUCUCUAAGAACCCUCCAGGCCUUCAGCACGGGAUUGGGACUGCUGAGACGCAUCCUGUGAGCAGCUGAUGCUAUUGGUAGCCUUCAUGGCUGUUCCACAUCAUUCACAGGAGACUUCCUAUCUGCUGCCUCCAGAUCCUAAGGACUGGGAGAAACAAGGCAUCCCAGACUUUGUCUACGGCCAGAAGGAUCUCUUCAGAAAGGAAAUUCAAUGGUCAAGGAACUCAUCCAGUGCGGUGGACACACUACCACUAUCCCGCUUUGACUCUGCCCUCCACUCUGCGUGGAGGCAGCGGCUGGAACUGGGCCUGUUUCGAUACCGCCUAGAAGAUCUGCAGACCCAAAUCCUCCCUGGUUCCGUGGGGUUUGUAGCUCAGCUGAAUAUAGAGCGAGGGAUACAGAGGAGGCGCCCCCAGAAUAUCAGAAGCGUGAGGCAGGAGUUUGACCCGGAACAGUUUAACUUCAAUAAAAUCCGACCUGGAGAAGUCCUUUUCCGUAUGCAAAGGGAACCUAAUGGCCCAGCCGCUCCAGAGCAAGAGGACGUCCAUGUACUGAUCAAUGUCAGCCCCCUAGAGUGGGGCCACGUGCUACUAGUGCCUGCACCUGCUCAUGGGCUUCCCCAACGGCUACUGCCUGGAGUGCUACGGGUGGGGCUAGAAGCUGUACUACUGAGCUUGCACCCAGGCUUCCGGGUCGGCUUCAACAGCCUGGGAGGUCUGGCCUCUGUAAACCAUCUUCACCUGCACGGCUACUACCUGGCCCACCCGCUGCCUGUGGAGGGAGCACCAAGCACACCCCUAGACCCAAAAGGCCGCAUCCAUCUGCUGCAGGCCCUCCCAGCUCCUGGCUUUCUCUUCUACACGAGUGGGCCAGGGCCUGAUUUGGAAGCGUUAAUUAGCAGGGUAUGCCGGGCUACUGACUACCUGAGUGACCGUGAGAUUGCACAUAACUUAUUUGUGACCCGGGGAGCUCCACCCGGGCAAACAUCAUCUACCUCAGACCUCAGUGGGAUCCGAGUCAUUCUGUGGGCCCGGAAGUCCAGCUUUGGAAUAAAGGAAAGUGGGGCGUUUAAUGUUGCCCUCUGUGAGCUGGCCGGCCAUCUCCCUGUCAAAACAUCCCAGGACUUCAGCAGCUUGACAGAGGCAGCUGCAGUGGCCCUCAUUCAGGACUGUCUGCUGCCCCAAACUCAGGCAGAUGAGGUACAGGCAGCGCUGGUGGCCCUGAUGGCCCAGGACGAGCUGUGAUCCUUCAGAAGCAUUUUCUUUGCUGACUGAUUGGAGGCCCCUUCCCAAAGGCCAUAGUUUACUGCAUUUGUUUCCAUGUCAUAACUGCCUUCCCACCUCCCCACUUAAGGACUAUAGAGAAAGCACUGAGUGGAAGUGUUCUCAUGAAUGCUUCUGCUGCCUUAGACAAGCCCCAGGGUAACAGAUCUACCACGAAGGGCCAGAUCCUACCAUUUCAGAGGGAAGAGUGCUUGCUGCCAAGUCUGUUGACCAGAGUUCAACCUCCAGAACCCAUAGGGUAAAGGUUGUCUUCUGACUUUCACAUGUGCACCAUGAUACAUUCACACACACACACACA
This is a messenger RNA of Mastomys coucha (southern multimammate mouse), 2134 nucleotides long. It is a transcript of the gene Gdpgp1, whose product is annotated as GDP-D-glucose phosphorylase 1. The transcript is spliced from 3 exons. Gene Ontology annotation, biological process: glucose metabolic process. The record is from RefSeq and is a predicted model, not a curated record. Gene Ontology annotation, molecular function: GDP-D-glucose phosphorylase activity. The coding region runs from base 622 to 1797 and encodes 391 amino acids. Gene Ontology annotation, cellular component: cytoplasm. Lineage: Eukaryota; Metazoa; Chordata; Mammalia; Rodentia; Muridae.